This is a messenger RNA of Nilaparvata lugens (brown planthopper), 4848 nucleotides long. Its product is annotated as transcriptional regulator ERG homolog. The transcript has 4 exons. The record is from RefSeq and is a predicted model, not a curated record. NCBI's taxonomy places the organism in Eukaryota, Metazoa, Arthropoda, Insecta, Hemiptera, Delphacidae. The coding region runs from base 1104 to 2822 and encodes 572 amino acids. Gene Ontology annotation, cellular component: nucleus. Gene Ontology annotation, biological process: regulation of transcription by RNA polymerase II; cell differentiation. Gene Ontology annotation, molecular function: sequence-specific DNA binding; DNA-binding transcription factor activity, RNA polymerase II-specific.
AUCCUGCAGCUCCGCGAUUCCGAACCGAACAUUGCUUUCUUCGAGACAUUUUACCCUUUUGAGGUUAGGUUUUCGUCUUCGAUUCCCCUACCGGAUAUAACACGUGAUUAGUUCUAAUUGUUAUUUUAUGGAGACAAUUUUGUUGUUGUGACCUUGCCAGCUGUUGACCAAUAUGGGGAAGUUUCCCAUUUGAUGUUAGGCGGAAAUGUUGAGUGCGAAUGAGUCAACGUGUAAACAAGGUGUGAAAGUGUGUUUUUGUAUUCUUUCUUGUAGCUUUUAUUCGAUUAUUGAGAAUCUGGUUCUUGUUGCAUAUUAUUAACUAUUACAAAAUAGGGUGAGUUUGAUUCAGAGUGAGGAUCGGAGACUUUCAAUAAAAUAUGAACAUGUGUUCAUAAACAUGGAGUAAUUUGAUAGGGAUGAUACAUUGGUCCUGAUUCAGAUCCAAACUCAUUGAUGACGAAAGUUACGAUGAUAUGAUGACAGGAUACAUUCAAUAAAACCAUGUUAUUAUGAAUAAAAUUGAAACUUUAAGAACCAGAAUAAUACGUAUUUUUUCAAUGAUAUUGUCAUUGAAAUGAUUACAUGAAUUGAAAUCAAGAUAAGAAUAGGAGCAUGAAAAUAUAAAGUUUCAAUAAAUUAUAAAUUUAAACUUCAAACUAAAAUAAUCAUUGGUUUGUAGCCUCAUUUUUGUCACCCUUUAUAUAGAAUUCAUUUCUAUUCCAUUGGGUCAACAGACUGUGCCCACUUCUUUAUUUUCAAUUUUUAACUGCCAUAGUAUGAUCAACAAUAAUUGCAUACUUUGUCUCUUAUUGGGUAUCUUCUUCCCCCACUACCCAAUAAAUACCCCAUUUAAAAGCUUAUUGACUGAAUGAUAGGAAUACGCUUCAUCAUAAUUGUACCAAAAUAUUAUACAUUCUGAUAUACGGUACUAUAUUCUCGAUCUGAAACUUAUUCUAACACAAUAAAUUAUAUUCGGACACUGAAUCAAACUCCACUAUAGAACCCCAACACCUAAUUAUUUAAAAUUGCAGCAAAUUUUCUUCAAUUGACUCUCACAUCAAUUUCGAAUAAUUGUGGACAAAGUAUAAAUUCAUAGUGAUAGAAUGGGAAAUCACCCCUUUUGGGACAAAAUGUUUUGUGGUGGUUUUUGGUCGGAAAAUGACAUGUAUCACAAUGGUUUUACGUUGGAAAAUGGAAUGUAUGACAGUGGUUUUAUGCCAAAUGAAACAAUUGGUGAAAAUAGCUCCCGUGAAAACACUAAUGACAGACUGUCAUCACCUAGCACUAGUUCCGAGUGUGCGAGUUUCCUGUGCAAUAACAACAAUCUCGGAGAUAGUAAUUUUGUGAAAAACUUCAACACAGAUCAAGGUAAAGCUUCAGCGCACAAGAAUUUCGUAAAAGACUAUAGCACAGUUGCAGAUAACUUGUCAACUCAAGGUAGUCCUCGUAGUGUAAGAGGAGAAACAAUGGUUACGGCUAGGAGGAAAACAUUGGAUUGUGGAGGAACUAUGACUAUAGUGAGAGGUGUUUCCGAAGAGAGUGGAUAUACUAGUGAGAUGGGCGUUUCCGAACAUAGUGGAACUAGUGUGAAUUUACUUGAUGAAAUUAAUACGGAAUCUAAUUUAUGGGACCAAUUUAGAUCUCAUGCAUUGGUUAGUGUUCCUCCUCAUGAUGUAGAAAUGGACAACCUCGCCAAUCUUUCAUCGGAACUGACCAUUCUAACAGAUAGUUCUGGUUCGGCCGCCCACAGUAUCCUCACAUCUCCCGAUCUCACGCCCGAACCAUCCAGGUGCCAACCUCAAUUCCAAGUUCCUUCAGCUGUUCCUAGCACCUCGCAACAAGUUCCUCAAGAAAAUGUCACUGAGACUGAGGAUGAGGGAGAUGAUGAGGAGGAGAGAAAGGAAGUCCGUUUGCCUUCUGAUCCGGCGAAAUGGGAAGGCGACCACAUAGCGGACUGGGUGAGCUGGUGCGGAAGCCAGUUCAAGCUGCGACCGCUGCCCGACCCGAGUCGCUUUCCGACGUCGGGUGUCGACCUGGUCGCAAUGUCCCGCACCGACCUGGGUCGUGUGGCCGGUAGUGCCCGCGGCGGCCGACUGCUGGCCAAGCACCUGGCGCACCUACGCAGCGUCACCACCGGACGGUGUCCUAGUCCUACGCCUGCCGUCCAGGAUGAGGGAUUGGACCCGUUCGAGGUGCUAAGCUCGCGCGUAGCGGCGGGGGCCAGUGCCAGUGGCCAGGGGGGUAGCGGGCAGAUCCAACUGUGGCAAUUUCUGUUGGAGCUGCUGCAGUCGAAAGCGGCCUGCAUCCAAUGGGAGGACGGCGAUGGCGAGUUCAAGCUGACAGACCCGGACGAAGUGGCGCGGCGCUGGGGUGAGCGCAAGUCCAAGCCCAACAUGAACUACGACAAACUCAGUCGGGCACUCAGGUACUACUACGACAAGAACAUAAUGACCAAAGUGCACGGCAAGAGAUACGCCUACAAGUUCGACUUCCAUAGUCUAGUAGCCCAGAACCAAGCGGCCCAAACUCCAGCUGACAGCUGCUUAAAUCUGCAUCAAUCGUCAGCUGAACUGAACGCUGCGCUGUACACGUCAUCAUCGCGGCUACAACACACGCUUCUACCCCCACCAUCCGCCUCCACUGCUGUAGCGCAGACGUCGCCCGGAAGUGUGGCAACGUCGCUGUUCCAGCCGGCACCCCCCGCCUAUUGGGCCUCGGCCAGUCUAUCAUCGCUCUACUCCAGGCAGCACCCUGUAGCACCCCACCAUCCCCCUCCUCCUCUACACCCCCCUCCAAGGUACCCCAGUUACCCCACCAACUAAUGUUUGUAUUAUUUACAUUGCAUUAUUAAUCAAAACAUUGAUUUAAAUGUACAUAAUAAUAUGAUUUGUAUUUAGUAUUCCUCCACCACCUGAAAUUUCUUCUUGCUGGAAUACCUAGGCUACUGCAAUUAUGGCAAUUAUCACUAUGGAAAUGGAAUCAUCAUUAUAGUAAUUAUUAUAGUUGAACCUGUGUAAAAAUAUUACAGACACAUUACAAGAUUGCACUAAGCUCUCAUUUAAUUUUAAUCUAAACAUUUAAUUUUUCUGUCUCAGUUUUAUAAUAAGCAUUGAAUAUUCCUCCUCCACUCACUGAGGUACCGUACCUACUAUAAUUAUUAUUAUCUUACUAUCACAGUUGAGAAGAAAUGCAAGUAGUAUAGAUUGCACUGAUUCCUAGUUAUGUAUUUCUUUUUGUAAAUUGAAUUUAUUAUUUCACUUAUAAUUUUUUUCAUGAACAUUGAAUAUUCUCCCCCACCCUUAUCCUUACAGGGAUAUCUUCAAUCAUUAUUAUUCUACACAAUUCGAAAUGUGUAGAAAUUCAUUGACUGUAACAGAAUCCACUAUAUUUUGGGACUCUGUGAUUAUUGUUCCUUAUUCAUGGAAAGAUUUUUGAGAAAGUAAUGCCAGCCAGAAGCCAGUGUGGCCGUAAUAUUCAAUUUAGUUUACGAUUUUUCCCUUAACAAAAGUUUAUGUUUCUCAUAGAAUGUGCACGAUAUAUUAUUUUAUUAUGUAAAAUCCGUGUGGAAAUUCAGUUAUAAAGGUUGCAAACUAGGUACUCUACCGUAAUUAAUUAAUACACUUGACAUUGAUUGAAAUAUUUUUGAAAGAGGAAUCCAGAUUUUGUUUCUCAACAAUACACUGCAUAUAUUAAUUCUCCAUUCAGGAUAUCAUAAAUACUGAUUAAUUCCUUUCCAGAGGAGAAAGAAUCAAGAGGAGAGAUGAGCUAAAUGAGGGGAUCUGUAGUAUUUCGAAUAGUUUCUCAGAUCUUUUAACAGAAUUCUAUGUUUUUGAUGGACUUCAAGAAAAGAAGUAUCUAAUAGUAAGUAAGUAAGUACAUAAUUUAUCCAAGUUGAAUCAAAAUAUGAAUAUUGAGAAAAAACACUAACAAGAGAAGUUAUAUUAAUUGUGGUUAUGGUGGAACACUGAUGAUUGUGAUGGACGUUUAUGAAUUGAACAGGUACAAAUGUAUCUGUCUUACAGAGAAGCAACCAAACAAAGAAAAACUCUCAAGAGCAUUAAUCAUGAAAAUAUGCCUCAUAUUUUUCUUAAUGAGAUUAUUCAUCAAAAGUCACUUGAAAAAUUUAUUAUUUUUCAUAUCUCACGGAAUAACAUAUUAUACAUAAUAGUUUGUAUGAUUUUGUAACAAACUUACAAUACUGGAGAUUGACUUAUUUAAUUUAUUUCGCCCUUUAGUGAAGAAAUAAAAAACCCUGGUUUUAUUGUUGGAUUAUGAAAAUACAUAUUUUAUGAAUAUAUUCUAUACCUAGUAUGAUAUGAAUAUAUUCUAUAGUAUGAUAAUUAUUGAUUUAUAACGUUUUCAGUAAACCAUUUCAAGUGACUGUGCUAUAAAAUUGUAUUUUAAUGAUUUUUUUAUUUGUAAAAGUAUUUCUUGUAUUUGCAAAUAUAAUGUGCUUUAAUGUGUUCAGUGCAGCAUGAGUUAAUUGUAAUAUUUUUUAGUUUUGAAAAAUGAGCAUCAAAAUGUAUUAAUAAUUUAUUGAAUAUAUUAUUCAUCUUAUUAUUAUCUAGAUUCCAGUUGAAAUUAUUAUUCAUUUAUUCACGUCAAGUUCCAUUGAAUGUGGUAAAAGUCAACUUGUAAAGCUACCAAAUUCAAUAAUUUAUUAUAAAAAUUGCCUCAAUAUCUUGUCCAAGUUCAAUAUUAGUAGUAAAUAUUAUUAUUUAAGCUUUAUUACAGAUAGAAAAUUUUAUGCUUUUCAAUUUCGAAAUUUGCAAGUGCAAUAAUAUGUAAGUAUUGUUAAAUUUAUUUAGGUAUCAAAGAAAAUAAAUGAUUUCAGUUCAAAUGCAUAAA